GGAUUUUAAUCAUCAGAUCCUUGUGUUUGUACUAUUGAGGUCUCUUUCCACCUUUAAAGUAGAACAUCAACCGGUGGUUUAUAAAUCACGUAGUAGUGUUCAGAUCGCACCCCGUCAACAAUACGAACAGAGUAUACGGAACGUCGCACGACGUUUAUAUGUGGCACUUUCACAGGACCAGACGUUUGUAAUAGCCAUAGAGCUGCAACGUUUGGACGAUAAUAAACACUGAAGACUAACCUCUCUCUCAUCAAGCGAUGCCUCUUUUGAGUGGCUUCACGGCACCAGCCACGUGCGCUCUCCUAGCUGUACACUUGGCCAUACCUCCGCUUUCAGUUGUAGAAGGGGAUGAGAAAGGGUUUUGGCCACAGGUGGCCAUAUCAGCCGUUGAAUAUCGGCAGUAUUUCGCCCACUAUGUGACCAGCCAAGGGUUGUCGCAUGAGGCGUGGCUUCUGACUCACUUCACGUACAUGUUGGGACACAUGACGCUGCAACACCUGGCGAGCAACAUGGUGCUGUUGGCAGCAAAUGGGCCGUUGGUGGAGGGUCGGUUGGGGCUGAUGGGUGUGGUGGGCCUGUAUCUGUCGUCGGGUGCGUUGGCCGUGUGUGAUACGUCGCACAGGCGGACAGACCAGGUGCGACGUCUGAAGGCGACGAAGCAGAGGUUCACCGACCAACUGCUGAGCUACCUACCUGACGAAGUACAGCACUCGCUGGUGCAAUGGCUGCCGUCUGUGGUGCAGAGUGUGCCAGGCAUGCCCACGGUGGUGACAGCUGUUUCUGAGUACUUGGACUGGCAUUUGGAAUCGAUCGCGACGAUCCAGCAUGAAUACGUGCCGCUGUUGGGGGCGAGUGCGGGGGUGGCAGGGUUGAUGGGGUUCAACGCCUGUUUGUUUCUUGAGUCUGUGUUCAUUCGUACGUACAAUCAAUACCGCGCGAGACGGCCCUUAGUCCUUCGCAGUCAGAGACGCCGCACAAACGACGCCACUCACGCCACUGUGCCUCCGUCACCGUACGAAACAGCGUCAGAGGAAAGACCUUCUGCACUCGCCGGAGAAAGGGCUCAAACACGCGCACGCGCACAGCAACACACACGACCACAGCCACAGCCACACUCGCAACCGCAAUAUCAAUCACAACUAUCACCGCCCACAUACGAAGCGAGUGCUCCAGGCGAUGGGAAUAUCUCGACAGAUAUUACAGUUGGUGGCAGCAGGAGACGAUACCAGAGUGUUGUGCGGCAGUCUGGUCCUACGCGUAGAGGGGUGCCGUCGGAUAGCUAUGACUUGGAUAUGAUUGGUUUAACGGAUCUGUGCAUAAUAUGCAAUGAGCUGGCCACUGUGACCAAUCUACUGCAACUGCAAUCGGUGAAUGUCAAUGACUCCGUUGAUCACUACGCCCACGCCACAGGGGUGGCCGUUGGCGCACUGACCUUCGCAGUGUGGCGCCUAUACACUCUCAUGUCACGUGGGGAGGUGUGAUCGACUGCUGAGUGGAUAACACACAUGUACCCAAACAGUGUAGCUGAACUGCAAUGGCGCGAGUUCUUCGUCGCCGUUGGGAUUGCUUUGCGUUGUACCUGCAGCAACUGGCAUUGGGCAGGGGCAUGCAGUGUGUAUAUGACAGGCAUUGUGAUAUGGUAAACACUCCAGCAUGCAGUGUGUAUAUGACGGGCAUUGAGAUAUGGUAAACACUCCAGCAUGC
This is a messenger RNA of Sphaeroforma arctica JP610, 1704 nucleotides long. RefSeq lists its product as hypothetical. NCBI's taxonomy places the organism in Eukaryota, Ichthyosporea, Ichthyophonida. Gene Ontology annotation, cellular component: membrane. The coding region runs from base 258 to 1481 and encodes 407 amino acids. The transcript is spliced from 7 exons. The record is from RefSeq and is a predicted model, not a curated record. Gene Ontology annotation, molecular function: serine-type endopeptidase activity.